UCUCUUCCUUGAUAAAGAGAGAAAUUAGCUAUAGGGCGAAAAAAGAAAUGACAUCCCCGGAUGCAGCGAACUCGAAGCCGGAUGAUGAAGUUCCUCUGCCAGGGUUUCGAUUUCACCCGACGGAUGAAGAGCUGGUAGGGUUUUAUCUUCACAGGAAAGUUGAGAAGAAGCCCAUGAAGAUCGAUCAUCUCAUCAACCAGAUCGAUAUCUAUAAAUAUGACCCCUGGGAUCUCCCAAAAGCAAGUGAUACAGGAGACAAGGAGUGGUACUUCUUUUGCAAGAGGGGAAGAAAGUACAGGAACAGUAUAAGACCUAACCGAGUCACAGGAUCCGGCUUUUGGAAAGCAACCGGCAUCGACAAACCUGUGUACUCUCAUGGAGGAGAAGGCCAUGAGUGCAUUGGACUCAAGAAGACUCUUGUGUAUUAUCGUGGAUGCGCUGGGAAAGGAACCAAAACCGAUUGGAUGAUGCAUGAGUUUCGUCUUCCUGUUGAUAGCCCUAGCCCCAACAGUUCCAUCAUUGAUAAAUCCACUCCUCAAGAAGCUGAAGUUUGGACGGUAUGCCGAAUCUUCAAGCGCAACAUCUCGUACAAGAAGUACACCCCGGAUUGGAGAGAGCUACCACGCAAACAACCUACAGCAGCAGUGGUGGAUACAAGCAGCUCUAAAACAUGCAGUAUGGAGUACAGUGACCAGGAAAGUUACAUCAACUUUGGUGCUCCUGUAGAUGUCACCAACUAUCAUCAUAACGACAAGAAGCCAGUUGUGGUUGGUCAUCAUUCAACCGAGAAGAACCAGCAUCAAAUGCAAUUGGGUGCCUUGGGAGCAUUCAGCUCGACUUCUCACUUGCAAGCUCCAUCCAUAGCCUCGUCUUCCAGCCAAUUUAGCUCGGAUGUGAUGGAGCACCUCAAUUAUGAGAACUGGGAUGAGCUUAGAUCUGUCGUAGAGUUCGCCUUUGAUCAUCAUCAUCAGUAGUCUUUGCGCUUGUAGAUACAUAUGCAGCUUAAAUCAUAACUUCGCUGGCCUUGCUUAGUACAUAAAAGUUUGAGUUAAUGAGGUUGUGUGUACAGGAGAUCAUUCCAAUUUGAAUCUUAUAUAUUUAGCUUUGCUG
Molecule: messenger RNA, 1110 nt
Organism: Syzygium oleosum
Lineage: Eukaryota; Viridiplantae; Streptophyta; Magnoliopsida; Myrtales; Myrtaceae
Product: transcription factor JUNGBRUNNEN 1
Exons: 3
Coding region: 48-974 (308 amino acids)
Biological process (GO): regulation of DNA-templated transcription
Molecular function (GO): DNA binding
Source: RefSeq, a predicted model, not a curated record